Messenger RNA from Durio zibethinus, 1395 nucleotides. RefSeq names its product protein SRG1-like. Lineage: Eukaryota; Viridiplantae; Streptophyta; Magnoliopsida; Malvales; Malvaceae. The record is from RefSeq and is a predicted model, not a curated record.
ACUUACAAAUUACGGGCCCUUUGCUCUAAAAUUCUGAACAACUUGAAAUUAGCGGAGAAAAGUGUUCAUACUUUAUUGUGUGGCAGAAAAUUAAUAUGGAAACCAAAGUCGUCAAGAUUGGGAGUUCCUUGCUUGUUCCUUCUGUUCAAGAGUUGGUAAAAAAUCCCAUCACCACCAUUCCAUCGAGGUACUUACGUCCUGACCAAGGUAACCAAAUUGUUUCAGAUGCCGGUUCGAUGCCUGAGAUCCCCGUUAUCGACAUGGACGGCUUGGUUUCUAAAGAAUCAAUGGAUUCUGAGUUAGCCAAGCUCGACUUUGCUUGCAAAGAAUGGGGGUUCUUCCAGCUCAUAAAUCAUGGAAUGAGUUUAUCUCUGGUGGAGAAAGUGAAGACAGAGACUCAAGACUUCUUUGACCUCCCAGUGGAAGAAAAGAAAAAAUACUGGCAAUAUCCCGGAGAAGUAGAAGGAUUUGGGCAAGCCUUUGUUGUAUCAGAUGAGCAAAAGCUUGAUUGGGGUGACAUGUUUUUCUUGACCACCCUCCCUGUCCAAUCUAGGAAGCCCCACUUAUUUCCCAAGCUCCCUCUUCCUUUCAGAGAUACCUUGAAUCAAUACUCAAUGGAGUUGGAAAAACUAGCCAUGGCCAUCCUAGUACAAAUAGCAAAAGCUGUCAAUAUGAAAGUCGAGGAAAUGAGGGAGUUCUUUGAAGGGGGAUGGCAAUCAAUGAGGAUGAACUAUUAUCCUCCAUGUGGUGAACCAGAGCAGGUAAUUGGAAUUGCCCCUCAUUCUGAUGCCUCAGGUCUCACCAUCUUGCUUCAGGUCAAUGAAGUCGAAGGUCUCCAGAUAAAGAAACAUGGGAAAUGGAUUCCUGUUAAGCCCCUCCCCAAUGCCGUCAUUGUCAAUAUUGGAGACGCUUUAGAGAUUGUAACAAACGGGGCAUACCGUAGCAUAGAGCAUCGAGCAACAGUAAAUUCAGAAAAGGAAAGACUGUCAAUUGCUACAUUCUGCGGCCCCAAUUAUAAUGGAGAAGUAGGCCCUUCACCAAGCUUGAUCUGUCAAGAAAAACCAGCAAUUUUUAGGAGAGUUCGAGUAGAUGACUAUGUCAAAGGCCUAUUUGCUCGCGAGCUGCAUGAAAAAUCACAUUUAGAUUCCCUGAGAAUAUAGCAAAUUAUGUUGGGGGCUUUGGGGCAACAAUUGGUUGAUUUGGCUGUCAAAAAUGUUGCCCUCUGGAUUAGGUGUAUAGUGCUCUGAAACAAAAGUAUGCAUUGGUUUAGGACAAUUAGAAUUAGAAAAUGCUUUUCAUUGUCAAAGUAAUAAUAGAGUAGUAAUUAUCCGAAAAAUAUAAUAUUUUUUUAGGGAUAAGAGAUUUUUAAGUUUCGCACAGUUUUUUAAUUUUUUU